Molecule: messenger RNA, 1746 nt
Organism: Penaeus vannamei (Pacific white shrimp)
Lineage: Eukaryota; Metazoa; Arthropoda; Malacostraca; Decapoda; Penaeidae
Source: RefSeq, a predicted model, not a curated record
AUGCUGCCAAGUCGGCCAAGGAACCUGCCAAGUAGGCCAAGGGAACCUGCCAAGUCCACACGAACCUGCCAAGUCGUAAGGAAACCCAAGUCGGCCAAGGAACCUGCCAACCUGCCAAGCAACAGGCCAGGGAAAACUGUCAAACGACCAAGGAACCUGCUAAGUCGGCCAAGCAACCUGCAAGUUGGCCAAGGAAACUGCAAGUCGGCCAAGGAACCUGUCAAGCCGGCCAAGCAACCUGCCAAACCGGCCAAGAAAUUGCCAACCUGCCAAGCCGGGGAAACUGAAGAACCUGCCAAGGCCGGCCAAGCCCUGCCAAGCCGGCCAAGCAUCUGCCAAGUCGGCCAAGGAACCUGCCAAGCCGGCAAGAAACUGCCAAGCCGGCCCAAGGAAGCAUCCAAGCGGUCCAAGCGGCCAAGUCGGAACAAGGAACCUGCCAAGUCGCCGGCCAAGGGAACAGUGCCAAGUCGGCCAAAGGAAACUGCCAAGCCGGCCAAAGGAAACUGCCAAAGGCGGCCAAGGAACCUUGCCACCGGCAAAGAAACUGCCAAGCCGGCCAAGGAAACGGAACCUGCAAGUCGGCCAAGGAAACUGCCACAGCCGCCGGCCAAGGAACCUGCCAAGCCUGCCCAAGGAACCUUGCCAAGCGGCCAAGGAACCUUGCCAAGCCGGCCAAAGGAACCUGCCAAGCCGGCCAAGCAACCUGCCAAGUCGGCCAAGGAACCUGGCCAAGGCCGGCCAAGGAACCUGCCAAGUCGGCCAAGAAACCUGCCAAGGCCGGCCAAGGACCUGCAAUCCAAGCAACCUGCCAAGGAAAUGCCAAUGCAAGGAACUGCCAAGUCGGCAAAGAACCUGGCCAAGUCGACCAAGGAAACUGCCAAGCCGGCCAAGCAACCUGCCAAGUCGGCCAAGCAACUGCCAAAGUUGGCCAAGGAACCUGCCAAGCCGCCAAGCCAAGCAACCUGCCAAACCGGCCAAGGAACCUGCCAACCGGCCAAGGAACCUGCCAAGUUCGGCCAAGUAACCUGCCAAGUCGGCCAGGCAACCUGCCAAGUCGGCCAAGGAAGGGAACCUGCCAAGUCGUCCAAGAAACCUGCCAAGCCGGGCCGAGAAAACCUGCCAAGACCAAGGAACCUAGCCAAGUCGCCAAGUAAACCCAAGGCCAAGGAACCUGCCAAGCCGGCCAAGGAACCUGCCAAGUCGGCAAAGAAACCUGCCAAGCCGAAACUGCCAAGGGCCAACCUGCCAAGCCGGCCCAAGGAACCUGCCAAGCCGGCAAGGAACCUGCGCCGAAGCUGCCAAGGCCUGCCAAAAGAACCUGCAGAAGGAACCUCGGCCAGUGCAAGCAAGGAACCUUGCCAAGCCGGCAAGAACCUGCAAGUCGGCCAAGGACUGCCAAGCAGCAAGGAAACUGCCAAGCCGGCCAAGGAACCUGCCAAGUCGGCCAAGGAACCUGUCAAGCCGACCAAGGAACCUGCCAAGAACCUGCCAAGUCGGCAACUGCCCAAGGAGCCCAAGUCGGCCAAGGAGCCUGCCAAGUCGGCCAAGCAACCUGCAAGGUGGCAAGCAACCUGCCAAGCAAUCCAAGCCGCCAAGGAACUGCGCAAGCAACAAAUCGGCCAAGGAACCUGCCAGUCGGCCAAGCCUGCCAACCAAGAACGCUGCCAAAGUGGCCCGGCUGUGGCAACUAUUUCUAGAGGCUCAGUGGUACAUAGAGCAGCAUAUAUACUAGAACUAGGUGGUUAG